AUCCUCUGUGAGGUGGACAUGACAAGGCACCAGAACCCUGAAUGCCAAGAUAUAGGGAUGGCUGAUCUCAUGCUAAUGAGGUUUAGACCAUGUUGAGCCCUACUUUUGUUCUGUGGGAUGUUGAAUAUCCCUUAUACACCUAUGGCUCCAUCUUCAUCAUUAUUGUAAUUAUCUGGCAAGUGAAAAGGAGCCACCAUAAAUUGAACUUGGAAGUUGAAAGGAGCUGCUGCUGGCGUCACCAAAAAGUCAGGCAAAGAGCUAGAGAUGCAGCAUCAACAGCUAGGAGACUUUCUCAGGAAGAAGAUGAGAAGCCACAAGAGCUGCUCUCUGUCAUGAAAAGCCAGGGCUGGCUUCCCCCGGAGGGAAGUGUGCGGCGAAUCCUAUGUACAGAUCCCUGUUGCCAAAUUUGCAAUGCCAUGGCUCUAGAGAUUCAGCAAUUGCUGGUGGAUAAGAACAACCAGAUCUCCCCAACUUUAUCGAGGAGUCCAUCACAGGUCUCCUCUUGCCUAGAGAUCUUGUCUGUGUCUAGUGUAUCCUUUGAGCAGAGUCUAGAGCUCCAUUCCAGAAACAUCAGAGAGCUUUCACUGGCAUCUAUAAACCCAACACUGUCACAAUUAACAGAUCAGAAAUCUUUAACCCAGUCAGCUGCCCAGUCAACGUAUGCAGAUGGCAUACAAGAUUACUGGGCUGAUCACCUCCACCUAGGGCCGGAAUUUCAAGUGCCAGAUGUGCUCACGGGCCCAAACACCAUAGCUUCUUCAAGGCUUGAGAAGCCAAGGGCUCCACUGAACCAGGAGGAGAUGAUGCAGAGCAACCCCAGCUCUAUCCAGAAGAACCAAGGCCAGCAUCACUUGAAUUCCCAGGUCUCCUUGCUGUCCCUGAACCCAGAAACCCCGAACCCGAUGCAUCCGAUGGCCUUGCAUAUGGUCCUCCCUGCCCACCUGCCAUUUCUCAGUCCUGAAGUGCUGAAGCUUCUUGAGGUACAUGUUAAAAAAUGGACGCAUUUCCAGAGGUGGGGGCUCCCAAGACGUGUGGAGGAGUCCCUGAGGCAGCUUAUGCCAGACCCACCAUUGUAUUACCAACCUGGAAAUGACCAGCCAGUUUCUUUCAACCUGAAUAAUACUUCUCAGGUCUCUCUUCAAAGAUUUGAGACCAUUUCCCUCCAGACCUGGUGUUCAUGUGUGGCUGGCCAGCCCAUCCAGACCUUCUGGGUUUCUGAAUGGUCCAAUAAGAACCCAGAACAAAGACACCACUGUCAGCAAAGUCCAAACCCUAUGGCUCUAGCCUUGCCCUCUCCAGCCCUUAAAGCCCUAAGUGGCCCCCAUCCACAGUCUGGGGGACAAGAUAAUGACUCAGGGAAUGAUCUCCAGCAGAAAUACAGCCAGCUAUUCUGUGGGCUCCCUUCUCUGCACAGUGAGUCCCUGGUUGCCACUUUCAUGGGAUCUCAAGGCCUCCUCAAGAAUGAAAAUGUGCCCAAGCCCCCCUUGAAGGAUCCUUUUCUCUUGAAUGAGCUUUCCUUCCCCCAACUGCUCCCUAAUACUUCACCCCAGUCAGCCCCACCCUCUUCCCCACUUUUCCCAAAUUGGGUGUCUCCAUCUGACCAUCAACGAGCUCAGAUCAAAGUCCCAUUUCUGACUCUGGCCGAGUAUGAAGCCUUGGAGUGGCACCUGCUACAGAGGCAACUCCAGCUUCAGUGGGGCUGGCCAGCUGCCCUCCAGAGGUCUCAGCACACCCAGUGCCUCAUGCAGCAUGAGCCCUGUGGCAAAGCUCAGUCUCCUGAGACCAUGACAGCUUCCCAGACAGGGAAGUCCAUCUCAGUGCUCACCAGGGAACUACUCUUCUUCCCGGAGCAUGCCCGGAAGCUGCUGGAAUUCCACAUCCAGAAACGGUUGAUUCACCAUCGCUGGGGCCUGCCUCAGAAGAUCCAGCAGUCCAUCCAGUUGCUCCUUACCUCCACUGACCAGCAGACUGUGUCCUGCAGCAGCACAGCCCUAGCCAAAGUGAGCAUCCCCCAGCCUGUAGCCCUAGAGGCUAACGGGGCUUGCGACGUGCUCUCACCCAUUGUGGCCCCAGUGUCCAUCCCCAUGCCACACUUGUUCACUCAGGUCAAGGCAAUACUGCAGAAACACAUCGACUCCAAAUGUGGACAGAUCCACCAGGGCAAGAUACCUGCCUGUGUACAUAGGUCCUGGGACUGCAGAAUUUCUGGGGUCCUGGCAGUGGCUCCUUUAAUCUGCAUUCCAGAAAGCCAGUUCCUGGAACUGCAGACAGCAAGUGACCCAGACCUACAUCACAAAGUUAUGCCCUGGAUGCCAACGGCCCUUGAUCAGCAGCAACAGGCUUUACCAGGUACUGUCACUGAACACCCUAAGCUGCUCCGAGUCUUGUCUGUGGAAGCCAUUGAGAAACUGGAGACAACUUUACGGCACAAGCAUCUGGCCUUCCUGUCGGGGCUGCCUGCUCUGUAUUAUGUGGCGCUCCCCAGGGCCCUGGCCCCGGCAGUCACUAGCCAAUCUGUCAUCACAGAGAUGGUGCCUAGUCCUAUGGAAAUCCCAGCAGAGCCUCUGAUUCAGAUGGUUUCAUUUGAAGAACAGUGUAUAAGUCUUGGGCCAUGCCCUCAAGGCAACAAGGAGAGUUGUACAGAAGUUGCAAAAGAGUUCCAGCCUGCAGUGCCAGUAAAAGGAACAAUGGAGACACUGCCUCUAGAAAGCCAGACGCAUCCUACUAGCCCCCACUCACUCCAGACACAUAUCUUGACCAAACUAAACUUCCACCUGAGAAAAAAGGUCCUAGAGAUACAAUGGGGAAUUCCCAUUAGGGCAAGGAAGUCCAGGGAACAAACUGCUGCAGCACCAGAGAACAUAUCCACACAGAAGUCUCUUGAAAGUCUAAACCACCAAGGGGAGACAUUGCUCCAGAAACUACCCAUCCCACCAGACACUCUUCCUGCCCCUAAUCCAGAAGGGGUUCACCUUAAAGAACAGCUGGCCAAUGACUUGAAGGCAGUGCAGCAGAACCAAAAGCAAUCUAGUUCCAAAGCAGUACCCCAGGGUUCUGCCCACUCGGUCUCUGAGAUCUCACAACCCAGUGGGGACAUGACAGAGGCCCACAUGCUUUGUGUUCAGGUAGAGGCCAGUGUGAACAACCCCAGCCUGGAGGAACCCUGUGGCCCUGAGCCUCAAAGCCUUGGCAAGAGCAAGGACCCAGCCCAUGUCCCCAUGCUAGCAGGAAAGAGAGAGGACCCGGAGAAAACCAAAGCAGCCAGGGACCACAGAGAAGGGGAUGCAGGGUUUGGGCGCUCCUCAACCAGAGAAGAGAGACGCCCUGCUGAAGACCAGAGGCCAGCAGGGAUGCUUCCAAACAAGACACCCCGAGGGUCCUGGCGAUGGAGCCGUAGCUUUCAUCUUGCUAAUCCCUGUCAACACAGCCCCCAGCAUCACCCUCAGCUUAAGCUCCCACAGCUACCUCCGCGAGUCCCUGGGGAGAAAGAGUCUGAGAAGGACCUGCAAGACAGUCAAACCAAGCUAAAUGUCAUCCUUGAACCAGCGACAAUUCCUGAGAACGCCCAGACUGUGGUGCCCCAGGCUUCACAGGGUCAGGCUUUCCUGAGCCAACCAACUCAGGGUAAGCCUUUGCAGGGCCAAACUUUGCAACGCCAAGUUUUACACGGGCUGGUGAUGCCAGCCCAUACUCAAAAGAAGCCCAGCCUUCCAGAGUCUAGCUUGAGAAAUAAAAUUAAAUGUUUUCUGCAGCGUAUUAACCCCAAGACAAAAGGCAAAGCGCACAAGGACUCCAUGUUCUCAGCUGCUGGGAAGGUGGCCAAAACCAGAAAAGAAAAUGUUGCAAAGAGCCUGGCUCCAGCCAAGAGCCCUGUAGGGAGAAAUAAGACAGAGAAGCCAACAGGGUACUCCAAGGCCCAAUCUCGUCCUGCUCAGAAGCUGGUAGGCCCAGCUUUCUUGGAUGGUCCCCAGUCCCUAGACAAUAAGCUUCGGCUGCACUCCAGACAACCUGGCUCUGCCUCAACCCCAGGCCACCCCCACCACUGCCCUCGUCACUGUCCUCGAGUGGCUUGUGCCCCCCAACCAGGGCACCCACCCUAGCUCCUAACCCUCAGUUCAGAUAGAAACAUUGGUCUGCUCAAGGAGAACACACAGAGCCAUGAAAAAGAGUUUAUAGGCUCCCCAACUGCUGCAGCCCUCCAGAGGACCAGUAUUGUCAUUUCCAUAAAUAUGCCGGUGGGGCAGGGUGCCACUAGAAAUACACUCUAUAUGUUUCAGCAAUACGUCACCCGUCUGCUCCUUAUCUCCACUGUAUUGUGUUAAGGGAAGGUGUGAGGGAGGGUAAAAAGACCUUCCUGUCUAGGGAAGGAGCUUUAACCCACAAUUAAGAUGGUUCAUUUUAGAGGAGUGCCACAGUAUUCCCUCCUUGAGGAGGUGCUUUUGUGUUUAUCAAAACACAAUAUCUAAUAUGACAGAUGUCAGAUCCAGAUGAUAGACUCUCCUCUGACUGCUCCCUGUUUAUAUUGGGAAGAUCUUUCUAGAAAAGCCAUCUUGGAGCCUGCUGUAAUCCUGCUGCCUGUUUACUGCCUCCACUGCCUCUCAGUUGCAUGAAAUGAAAGCCUCCUGGAAGGAGAUGACAAUAGAAAAUGGAGAAGGGCCUGUCCCACAGGCCCAGGGAUUAGUAGGGAGCAGGGGCAUGUAGUUGGAGGUCUGAGUACCUGUGACAAAAGCUGAUUCUCAUGCCUGACUGGGGCAUGAGAAUAGAGAAAAGACAGUUUGCUUGGUGCUAAAAUGAGCUUAGAGCCAGGAGGCAAACCCAAGUGCUUUGGGAGGGAUCACUGAGCUUAGUUCUGCUUGCCCUUAGUGUGAUGAAGGGCAGGGAGUUGAGCACUGAAGUUUCUGGGAAAGAACCACAAAUAUAAGAGGUUUUCUAAACAUAUGUGAGCCUGUCAAGUUACUGCCAGCAGCUUAUACCCAGGCCUACUGUUUCUAUACCACCUGUGCCUGGAGUCCUUCUCCACCACUCUCCUUGCCAUGAUCCUUGCUCCUUGAAUUUAUCUUCACAGUAGCUAAUGGUGGGCACCCAGUCAGCUGAAUCCCCUCCCAGGAUCUACCUGGUGCCUUUUCCUCAGGGGAUGACUCCUACACUUUUUCCUGCCAAGGACGGCACCACAGAAGCCUGGCAGCUCCAGCCCUUGGCUCCUGUCACCUUUCUACAUCUCUUCAUUGUGUCCCACUGCAUUUCUGAAAACACCGAAGCCAAUCACCUUGGCUAUCAAAAGAAGACACAGCUUUUGGAAAGUGUCCUAUUAACACAGAAAGUGACCACAAAUCUAGAAUUUAAUGCCACACAUGAGUCUAACAAUGAGAUCAGCUGCUCAUAACUGAGGUGGUGGAACUCUGGCCCUUUUGCCUCUCUCUGGGAAUGUCCAAUAUUUUGCUAUUCAGGGAAAUACACAGUUAUUAUUAAUUGAAAUACUAUGUGGAAUUCUCUGAAACCUUUGGAAUGAAAUGAAGUCCAAGAGGGAGGCUGAGUGGCAAGCUGAGAUCUACAAGGAGCUGCUAAGAAAUGUAAGCCCCUCCCAGUGAUAUCCUAUUCACAUUCUCCCUCACACACAGAUUAAACAAAGUCCCUCCUACAGACCUGCUUUGGGAGGUCUCUCAGUGUAGCUUGCCAUACCAAGAUGUUCCUAGAGUUCUUUCCUGCUACCUUUUCAGUCAAGCCUCCCACCCCAAUCCCAGCACCAUCACUGGGUGAGUGAUCCACCACCAAAGGCAGCUUUGGUAAUCCUAGCCACACAUCAAGCCUCUUAAUAAUGGCCAUCAUACUCAUAUUCCCUGGAACCUCUAAGGAGACCGAAGGGGACCUUGUCCUUCCUUCUCCAGUUACUUGGGUUAAGGCAAGCACUAGUCUCCCUGGAAUGCCUGACCUCUUAAGGAGCCGUGGCAGAACAGCAUAGCUCAAGGUUGUGCUUGCUCCACUCAAUAGGUUAAACAUGAGUAAAAGAUUUGGGUCACCCCCUUCCCUCUGGAAAUUUCUGGCUGAAGUGACCAAAGAAUGAUUUUAGGGCAAAAUGAUAAACAUGAACAAAGGGCAAUAAAACAGCGCAAAGAAAAUAUUA
This is a messenger RNA of Pongo pygmaeus (Bornean orangutan), 6121 nucleotides long. RefSeq names its product protein SPATA31F1-like. The transcript has 4 exons. Lineage: Eukaryota; Metazoa; Chordata; Mammalia; Primates; Hominidae. The coding region runs from base 90 to 4100 and encodes 1336 amino acids. The record is from RefSeq and is a predicted model, not a curated record.